Messenger RNA from Cheilinus undulatus (humphead wrasse), 3466 nucleotides. RefSeq names its product phosphatidylinositol binding clathrin assembly protein a (gene picalma). The transcript has 21 exons. Gene Ontology annotation, biological process: clathrin coat assembly; clathrin-dependent endocytosis; synaptic vesicle budding from presynaptic endocytic zone membrane. Gene Ontology annotation, molecular function: 1-phosphatidylinositol binding; clathrin heavy chain binding; phosphatidylinositol-4,5-bisphosphate binding. Gene Ontology annotation, cellular component: extrinsic component of presynaptic endocytic zone membrane; clathrin-coated vesicle; clathrin-coated pit. NCBI's taxonomy places the organism in Eukaryota, Metazoa, Chordata, Actinopteri, Labriformes, Labridae. The record is from RefSeq and is a predicted model, not a curated record. The coding region runs from base 241 to 2127 and encodes 628 amino acids.
GAGGACUCGUAGGGGAAGAGAACAGACUUUUACCGAGAGGGGUCAAGUGAAAGAGGUGGUCAGUGUUGUACUACAGUGAUUGUGAAUGAUUUCUUCUGUUAGACUGAAGGUUUAGCGUCUAAUUUAAGUAUUGUCAGGUGGCUCCAAGCCUUUGACUCAGACAGCGUCCUCAAACCGAGGCUUCUCCGUCGGAUUUGGACUCUUUUUGUGACUGUGAUCGUUGAUUUGGGCCGAUCCAGGAUGUCAGGACAGAGCAUCACCGACAGGAUAACUGCUGCUCAGCACAGUGUCACCGGGUCGGCUAUCUCCAAAACGGUGUGCAAAGCGACCACACAUGAAAUAAUGGGGCCAAAAAAGAAACACUUGGACUACUUGAUCCAGUGUACAAAUGAGAUGAAUGUGAACAUCCCUCAGCUGGCUGACACACUGUUCGAGAGGACCACCAAUACAAGCUGGGUAGUCGUCUUCAAGUCUCUCACCACCACUCAUCAUCUCAUGGUCUAUGGCAAUGAGAGAUUUAUACAGUAUCUGGCCUCAAGGAACACAUUAUUCAACCUCAGCAACUUUUUGGAUAAAAGUGGUCUACAAGGCUAUGAUAUGUCAACGUUCAUCAGGAGGUAUAGCCGCUACCUGAACGAGAAGGCUGUGUCCUACAGACAAGUGGCUUUUGACUUCACUAAAGUGAAAAGAGGGUCUGAUGGUGUGAUGAGAACCAUGAACACAGAGAAGCUCCUGAAGACCAUCCCCAUCAUCCAAAAUCAGAUGGAUGUGCUCCUCGAUUUCAAUGUCAAUGCCAAUGAACUGACCAAUGGUGUGAUCAACGCAGCCUUCAUGCUUCUGUUUAAAGAUGCUAUCCGACUGUUUGCUGCGUACAACGAGGGCAUAAUCAACCUCCUGGAGAAAUACUUUGACAUGAAGAAGAUUCAGUGCAAAGAAGGACUUGACAUUUACAAGAAAUUCCUCACCCGAAUGACAAGAAUCUCAGAGUUCCUUAAAGUUGCAGAGCAAGUGGGGAUCGAUCGAGGGGACAUCCCUGACCUGUCUCAGGCUCCUAGCAGCUUACUGGAUGCCCUGGAGCAGCACCUGGCUUCUUUAGAGGGAAAGAAAGUCAAAGACUCGACAGCAGCGAGCAGGGCGAGCACCCUCUCUAACGCCGUCUCCUCUCUGGCCAACACUGGAAUUUCCUUCACCAAAGUGGACGAGAGGGAGAAGCAGGCCGCCCUAGAAGAAGAGCAGGCUCGCCUUAAAGCACUAAAGGAGCAGCGUCUGAAGGAGCUCCAGAAGAAUCCUGCCACGGACACAACAGACUCCUCGCCUGUUUUCUCCGUGGGUGGGACCAUCAACUCAACCCCAGCCAUCGACCUCUUCUCCACCCCCAGCUCAACCAACAGCAACUCCAAAGCAGCCAAUGACCUGCUUGACCUGCAGCCGGCCUUCCAGCAGCCCCUGCCACUCUCCACCAAUACAUGGGGGAGUGAGGGCUCCGCCCCUUUUGACUCCUUCUGUGGGCCAAACCCUUACAACACAACUCCUCUCUUCAAUUCUGAUCCCCUUGCCGUAGCUGGUCUAUUCAGAGGGUUUACAUCCUCACCAACACCCCAGAUGCCACAGAACACUCAAGGCCUUAACGUCGACUUCGACUCUGUAUUUGGCAACAACACCAAUGCCAACAACCUGGAUUGUACAGAUGUUUUAGGUGACAUCCUCAAACCCACAGUCGCAUCCUCACCCAGUCAGGACCUGACCAUGAAUGGCCAGCAGACCCAUAAACUGGUGUCCAACGACCUGGACUCAUCACUGGCUAAUCUUGUGGGCAAUCUGGGGAUCGGUAACGGCACAGUUAAAAAUGAUCUUCACUGGAGUCAGCCUGGAGAGAAGAAGCUAACAGGUGGAACCAACUGGCAACCCAAGACGGCUCCGUCUACUACCUGGAACCCUGCAUCUAUGGCACCAUCUGUCAUGGCCUUCCCUGCAACCACACCAACGGGCAUGAUGGCAUAUGCAAUGCCUCCUCACAUGAGCUCCAUGAUGAUGACACAGCCUACUAUGAUGUACACCCAGCCCGUAAUGAGGCCUGCCAACCCAUUUGGGCCGAAUCCAGGUGCACAGCAGAUGCAGUUCAUGUAAUCUGAGGGGGAAGAGUCUGUCCUGUCUGAAAAUGAUUCACAACUUCAAGUCUCCAGCAAACCUGCAGUUUGCUUUUAAUGAACUCACCUCUCUGAGAAAGGAAGGCCCAUCAAAGACAUGUUGAACAAACCGUGGUGACUGGGAUCGGCUGUGGCCGUCUCAGAGAGGCAUCACAGUGAACAUUGUGCUCAUCUCGUCAUGUCUGCGUCAUGGAGGGAGGAGAAGAGCUUGUGCCUCCAUUCAAACCAUUUGGACCCACUGUUUCUUGUCCAAGAGGAACACAACAUCCAAAGAGGGAGCUCUCUGACAUCGCUGAUCACGAAUCUGAAAUCAGAAUCAAAGGUCAGAGGUUGUCACCCUGUUGGAGUUGCCUUUCUGUUCCUCUGCCUCCAGGCAAAGCUGUCACUUCCUUUUAUUAAUCAGUCAUGAUUAACAGAUCCCAAAUAAGAAGAACAAUGUCUGCUCCUCUUUAUACCACAGUUUUCUUUUCUCUCUUCUUUCUCUAUUGUUUGCAGUAGACAUUCCUUGUGUAUUGUUUGUAUUUAUUUAUGAUUACCAACAGAGAGGAUGAUUAAAAAACAAAGUAUGUAACUAGUCACUGACCUCCUCCUCGGGGGAGGUUUUCAGGUUCAUACGUGGGUAUGAUUGCUUGUAGAAUUGGAUUUUGAGUGAUUGAGAUGAUUUGUUUGAAAGAGAAACUAAUAUAAAGAUUAAAGAGAUGAUGUUUGCUUUUGGGGCACUAAAUAUUCUCUGUACUUGCGGGAUGCAUUGUACAGUAAUCUGUAGCUUUAGGGCUCAGAUUGAAGAUGUGUGUGAACGUGAUUAGCACGGUCAAAGGGGGGGUGGGUCUCUACGAUUGGCGUGGGAUCAUUCGUCACACCAGAAGACGCAGUACAUUUUGUGAUUGAGGCAGCACUAAAUUGGGAAGAAUUGCAUUUAUUCUUUGAAGCUUUUGGCAUGCCAUUCCCUGUUGGGUUUCCAAAGCUCCUGGCUGCCCUUUUCCCGCCUGAAUGUUCAGGGUCCCUUUCAUGCUCAGAUCUCGUUUCCACAGAUGAGCACCGGGGGGCUCAGGAUGAUGCGGAGAUACGAGGAAGCAUCAGUCGUAGCUGCUGAUUGGUAGCAAGGGAAUAGGUUUAGGGCAGUCUGCUUGUGCAGGAAAGUAGAGCGCUGUUGAUCGGUGCUUUGUGUACAUAAAACAAAUCCUGCCAACUGCAUGACUACAGGAAGAUGGUCUGAACAUAAAAGUGGCCCUUUCUCCAUUAACUGAGCAUCUUUGCUGUAUCGCCCCUGCAGAUUAUAUUUUUGUUUGAUUUUUUCCAAUAAAGUGCAAGCUUCCUUA